This is a messenger RNA of Bathycoccus prasinos, 1089 nucleotides long. RefSeq lists its product with no specific name. NCBI's taxonomy places the organism in Eukaryota, Viridiplantae, Chlorophyta, Mamiellophyceae, Mamiellales, Bathycoccaceae. Gene Ontology annotation, molecular function: protein serine/threonine phosphatase activity. The transcript has a single exon. The coding region runs from base 1 to 1089 and encodes 362 amino acids. The record is from RefSeq and is a predicted model, not a curated record. Gene Ontology annotation, biological process: protein dephosphorylation.
AUGAGCGCAUCACUUUUCAAUGCCGCGACGACGAGGACGACGAGUAGUAUCACCUCUUCCUCUUCCUCUUCUUCUUUUUCGAGAAGAUUACUUUCCACGACGACGACGUCUUCCUCUCUCAAGAGCACGACGAACAACAACAACAACAACAGAAAGGUUGGUCGUGGUGCCGUCGUCGUCGUCAAUGCGGUGUACUCGGAGAAGAACUUAGGUUCUGCUACCGUCAGAGGUACGGUCAGAAAAAGCAAUGAAGACAGAUUAGCGGCGACGUUUAACCCAACUCCGCAACCAGGGAAACCUUCGGUAAUCAUAUCUGCUUUGGAUGGUCACGGAGGCGAUGCCGUCUCGGAUUGGCUCUCUAAAAAUUUACAUCAAACGAUCACAAAGAAUAUGAAUCCAGAUAAAUUUCCGUUGGAGGCGUUGUCGGAGAGUUGCAUAGAGUGCGAUGAAGUGUGCAUUGCGCCCCCGGAAGGUUUUUGGGCAUCCUUCGGCGAACGCGGCAUCGGCGGCGCCAAGUGCGGCAGUACCUUGGCUUUAGCGGCAAUCGUUGAUGGCAAUAAAUUGUGCACGGCGAACGUCGGAGAUGCGAGAGUUUUGUUAAUCAGAGACGGGAAAGCGGUGCAACUUUCCGUCGACCACAUUCCGGACGAUGAAAACGAGAGAAAGAGAAUCGACAGAGGAAACCCGAACUUGAGAAAAUCGAUGGUUGAGUUUACGAAUGGAACGUGGAGAGUUGGCGGCGUUUUGGCGCUUUCGAGAGCGUUUGGUGAUUCUUUUUUGAAAACUUCCGGGAAGUUCGAAGGUAUCGGAGAGAAGAAUGCCGAUUAUGGGUCUGGAUUUGGUUUGAACGCGGAACCAGAUUGCGCUUUUGAACAAAUCACGGAGAAAGACACUUGGGUAUUGUGCGCUUCCGAUGGUUUGUUCGAGAACGAAGUCCGAGGCGGGGGUGGCGGUUUGACGAACGAAAAGAUCGCGGAAAUGUUGAACGCGACGACUGCUGACCCGCAAACCGUUGCCAAAGAACUCAUCGCCGCCGCCGUGAAAGGUGGCUCCACCGAUGAUAUCACGGUCCAGGUGUUGAAGCUCUAA